This is a messenger RNA of Boleophthalmus pectinirostris (great blue-spotted mudskipper), 1349 nucleotides long. It is a transcript of the gene psme2, whose product is annotated as proteasome activator subunit 2. The record is from RefSeq and is a predicted model, not a curated record. Gene Ontology annotation, cellular component: cytoplasm; proteasome activator complex; nucleoplasm. The transcript has 11 exons. The coding region runs from base 139 to 867 and encodes 242 amino acids. Gene Ontology annotation, biological process: positive regulation of endopeptidase activity; regulation of G1/S transition of mitotic cell cycle; regulation of proteasomal protein catabolic process. Lineage: Eukaryota; Metazoa; Chordata; Actinopteri; Gobiiformes; Gobiidae. Gene Ontology annotation, molecular function: endopeptidase activator activity.
AUUUCUAACGAAACUUAAACUGAAUCAGGAAAUUAAAAAAAUACGACUCGCGUUUGAUCGCUCGGAGAUUUUACGUGUUUUUUCUGCAAAAUUAACUCCGAAAGCGUCGUUAUUUUACGCCGCACGUUUCGCUGAGUCAUGACUAGAACCACCGCGUUGAAAAUCAGCAGCGACAGUCAGAAGAAGGUGGACAACUUCCGCCAGCAGCUCAACAAUGAGAUUGAAAAUUUGUUCUGCAACAUCAUUCCCCAGAAAGUAGUUUACCUGGACGGGCUGCUCAAGGAUGCUGCGUUCACUGACAUGUCGACACUCAAAGCUCCUCUGGACAUCCCCAUCCCAGACCCGCCCUCCGAGGAAGAGGAAAUGGAGACGGACAAACCCGACGGAGAAGGAAAGAAAAAGAAAACUCCUCCCAAGUGCGGCUUCAUCAUUUCAAACGAGAGGAUCUCACAUCUGCUGGGGCUGGUGAAGCCGGAGAUAUUUGCCCUCAGAGAGACGAUGGUUAAUAUCACCUGCUGGAUCCAUCACCUCAUCCCCAAAAUAGAAGACGGAAACGACUUUGGAGUCGCGAUUCAGGAGAAAAUUCUGGAAAGAAUCGCCGCGGUCCAAAAGAAAAUGGACGAGCUGCUCCCGAACAUCAACAAGUAUUUGUCGGAGAGAGGAGACGCCGUCGCCAAAGCCUCCAAAGAGACACACGUGAUGAAUUAUCGCUCUCUGGUCCAUGAAAAAGACAGAGACAUGUUCCAGGAGGCCAGAGUGGUCCUGCUGGACAUCCGCAGUCUCUACACUGAAUUUUACGACGUCAUCAACAAAAAUCUGGACAAAGUGACCAACCCCAAAGGAGAAGAGAAGUCCUCCAUGUACUGAGCCCGCAAAGUACUGCGUGUACUGAGCCCGCAAAGUACUCUCUGUACUGAGCCUGUGCGACGCUCCAGUUUCACAUACACAAAUACAAACAAAUAUCAAUAUAAUCAAUACAAUCAAUGGUUUGUGGGUUUUCAAUAAUGAUUUUUUUUUUACAAUUGACCAGUGGAAAAACUCUUCAAGUAAAUUUUAAACAACACUUUCAUACUUAAGUAGAUUUUUCCAUGUGAUAUUUCUGAGUAACUUUUUGCGCCUGUAUGUGUACUUUACUUGAGUAACAUGGAGUUCUUCUUCUUCCACUGUUGAUUUGUGUAAAACUAUAAUUUAUAUUUACAUCAGGUCUAAUCCCAUCAAAAUGAGUCAUAAAAACUUGUCAUAAGCACUGAGAUUUGUGUAGAUUCCAUUUGGAAAGGACUGCAUUUCUUUUGCAGUACUUGCACCAUUUUUGUUGUUGUAAGAUUUGAAUAAAAAAAGCUCCAAACAUG